This is a messenger RNA of Boleophthalmus pectinirostris (great blue-spotted mudskipper), 1031 nucleotides long. RefSeq names its product jumonji domain containing 8 (gene jmjd8). The record is from RefSeq and is a predicted model, not a curated record. The transcript is spliced from 9 exons. NCBI's taxonomy places the organism in Eukaryota, Metazoa, Chordata, Actinopteri, Gobiiformes, Gobiidae. Bases 116 to 943 code for a protein of 275 amino acids. Gene Ontology annotation, cellular component: cytoplasm.
CGUCGGAUGAGGCGGACUGAGUUUUUUUCCAGAAACCUCCGCCGGAUCCGUUGCACUUCCGGGAGCCGCUGGAGGAGCCGGAGGAGCCGCUGGAAGAGCCGGAGGAGCCGGGGUGAUGGAGCUCCGCUGGGGGCCGGUUCUGUCCUGGGUUCUGGUCUGGGUUCUGGUGUGGUUCGGCUGGGUUCGGCUCGGGUUGGUGUCCGCGGGCUGGAGCGCGGCGGAUGGAGGCGGAUGGAUCUCGAGUGCAGAUCCCAGUCUGGACGACGGGGGGCGCUGUAACAUCCAGGUGCUGGACACUAUUUCCUACUCGGACUUUCUGGACAGGUUUGCGUUCAGUCGCCCCGUGAUCCUCAGAGGCGUCACAGACAACACGAAGUUCCAGAGACUUUGCUCGAAGCAGAACUUACUGCGAGAGUACGGAGACCGCACGGUCAGACUGAGUACUGCAAACACUUACUCCUACAGGAAAGUGGACGUGUCCUUCAGGGAGUUUGUGGAGCAGCUCCUCCGGCCUCAGAGUCUCGACGCUCUGGGAAACGACACGUUGUAUUUCUUUGGAGAUAAUAACUUGACUGAGUGGGAGGUUCUGUUGUCAGAGUACAGCCCCCCUCCCUUCACCCUCCCCCACACCACACGAGCCUACAGCUUCGGGAUCGCAGGAGCUGGAACUGGAGUCCCGUUCCACUGGCACGGCCCCGGGUUCUCUGAGGUCAUCUACGGACGCAAGCGCUGGUUCCUGUUUCCUCCAGACAAAACGCCGCACUUCCACCCCAACAGGAGCUCCCUGUCCUGGGUCACUCACACCUACCCCAGCCUGAGCCUGGAGGACGCCCCCCUGGAGUGCACCAUCCGCCCCGGAGAAGUGCUGUUCUUCCCUGACCGCUGGUGGCACGCGACCUUGAACCUGGACACGAGCGUCUUCAUCUCCACGUUCCUGGGGUGACCUUUGACCUCUGACCUCUGACCUCUGACCUCGCUCUGCCGCUACAGACAAACGUUCUGAUUUUAAUAAAACUCUUUUUAUUCUUUGA